This is a messenger RNA of Melitaea cinxia (Glanville fritillary), 933 nucleotides long. Its product is annotated as short stature homeobox protein 2-like. The record is from RefSeq and is a predicted model, not a curated record. Bases 1 to 873 code for a protein of 290 amino acids. Gene Ontology annotation, biological process: regulation of transcription by RNA polymerase II. NCBI's taxonomy places the organism in Eukaryota, Metazoa, Arthropoda, Insecta, Lepidoptera, Nymphalidae. Gene Ontology annotation, molecular function: DNA-binding transcription factor activity, RNA polymerase II-specific; sequence-specific double-stranded DNA binding. Gene Ontology annotation, cellular component: nucleus. The transcript is spliced from 5 exons.
AUGGUGAUGGAGCGGCUGGCGGACUUCGUCAGCAAGUCGCUGGAAGGUGGUGAAGCGCCCGCACCGCCUCCGGAGCCCGGAGACCUCGAUGACGUCGACGAGGAAGUAGAUAUCACAGCGUUAGAAGAGAAAGCACCGCCGGCGAAAAGACCUAGAAAUUGGCUUGUUUCUCCGGUUCCUCUCCAGAAUUAUAAGAGAGAAGAGGAUGAUGACGAUCAUAAACACGAUUUCACUGACAAGUCGAACGGCGGGAACAACAACGGUAGCGGCGGGGGAAAGCAACGACGAUCGCGAACGAAUUUCACUCUCGAGCAACUCGGCGAGUUAGAGCGGCUGUUUGAUGAAACACACUACCCCGACGCGUUUAUGCGCGAGGAGCUUAGCCAACGCCUUGGUCUUAGCGAAGCAAGAGUGCAGGUAUGGUUCCAAAAUCGACGUGCAAAAUGCCGAAAACACGAAAGCCAGAUGCAUAAAGGGCUGCUGGUGGGCGGCGGGGGUACGCCGCUGGAGCCGUGUCGCGUGGCGCCCUACGUGUCAGUGCCGCGGCUGGCGAGCACGGCACCGCGCGCUCCUCCACCGCCGCCGCUGCCACUCGCGCCUCACCCGCCCGCCACCGCUUUUGCUCCUUUCGAUUCUGCUUUAUUAUCUGCUGCCGCACAUCAGUAUGCAAGUGCAGCGGCGGCCGCUGCAGCUGCCCUGUGUCCUCCGUACGCUGGCCUGGCUGCGUUGGCGGCGCGCUGCCGGUCAUCUUCCAUCGCGGACCUGCGGUUGAAGGCCCGUCGACACGCGGCGGCGUUAGCGGCCGCGAGCGCGCCAUCUCCGCCUGCAACCGCUUCCGCACCUUCGUCCGCUUCAGCGCCCGCCGACACGUAGCCUAUCAUUCAAGGCUAAAUACAAAGAUAUUCUAAAAAGAAAUUAAAAAAAAAACACUAA